AUGAAGAUUUUAUUGUAUUUGAUCGCAAUAGUUAAAGUUUGUUCCUGUUUAAAUGACAGUGAACAGUCUGGUGAUUAUUUGAGAGAAAUUGUACAAGAUGGCGGUCUUCGCUACGAUCAUCACGACCCAAUAGUGCGACCCUGUUCUCUUCACAACGUGGACUGCAUCAGGCGUUUCUUCGCCCAUAACUCCAGAUGCUCACCAGUCCACAAGCCAGGGUCAGACACUCACAGGAUCAAGACCUUACCCACAUUUAUGCCCCACAUCAAUGUUACCUUUACAUUAAAUUACCUGGAGCUGAAAGGCUUGAAUAAUUAUACAAUUAACGAGUUUUAG
Molecule: messenger RNA, 336 nt
Organism: Helicoverpa zea (corn earworm)
Lineage: Eukaryota; Metazoa; Arthropoda; Insecta; Lepidoptera; Noctuidae
Exons: 2
Coding region: 1-336 (111 amino acids)
Cellular component (GO): extracellular region
Molecular function (GO): structural molecule activity
Source: RefSeq, a predicted model, not a curated record